ACUUAACAUAUUCAUAAACCAAACAUAACUUAACGUUUUCUCCUACUUGUCACUUGUUCUUGAUUCACACACACAAAUAUCUGUAUCUAUAUAUUGUAGAUAUGGGUAUAUGUUUAUGAAUUAUAAGCCACAAUUCAAGAAUACAAAGAUAGGUUGACCACCCCUUUUGUUAGUGGACUCUCUACCUUGAAAUUAACUAAGGCGGGGGCUGUCCUGAUACAUAUAUACUUACACAUAUACAUACAGAUAUUGUAUGGCUCCUCCUUUUGAUUUUCAAGAAUUUCAAGAAAAUCUUGCAGUAAAGCUGAGACCUUUACAAAGGUCUUUUGAGUUUUGGGCCAGAGCAGCUGAUAUUUACACUGGAUAUAAGGUGUUUCAAGUUCGAGUUGUUUUCGAAAAGGAUGUGCAGAAGCAAGAGGCAAUGUGGGAGAGGCAACAUGAGCUUGCUGCUGAGAAGAUUUAUUCAAUGUGCUCUGACAUGGGAGGGUUUUUUCUGAAGGUUGCCCAAAUUAUUGGGAAGCCUGACUUGGCUCCAGCUGCAUGGGUAAAAAGACUUGUUACAUUGUGUGAUCAUGCUCCGCCAACACCAGCUAAUGUAGUGCGGCGUGUGCUGGAGGCAGAGUUAGGUCAAAGUAUGGAAGAAGUCUUUGAAAGGUUUGACUUGGAUGUUCUUGGUUCUGCCUCGAUUGCACAGGUCCACCGUGCAAGGCUGAGAGGUGAAAAGAUUGAUGUAGCCGUGAAGGUGCAACAUCCUGGAGUUCAGGAUCUUAUGAUGACAGAUCUCCGAAACUUGAAAGCUUUUGCUUUAUACAUGCAAAAGACAGAUAUCAAAUUUGAUUUAUACUCGAUAACCAAGGAAAUGGAGAAACAGAUAGGAUAUGAAUUCGACUUCAGAAGGGAGGCUGAUGCUAUGGAACGGAUUCGAUGUUUUCUAUAUAGCAAAGGAAAAAAGUCCCCUGUUCAGGUGCCACGAUUGAUUAGGAACUUGGUAACUAGGAAAGUAUUGGUGAUGGAAUAUAUUGAUGGAAUCCCAAUCCUUAAUCUUGGAGAUGAAAUUGCGAAAAGAGGCAUAAACCCUGCUGGUAAGGUGGCAGCAGCAGCAAAGCAGAACAUUCUAAAAAGUCUGACACUUGCAUAUGGAGAAAUGAUACUGAGGAGUGGCUACUUUCAUGCAGAUCCACAUCCUGGAAACAUUUUGGUUUGUAAAGGUUCAGAGAUUGCACUGCUCGACUAUGGUCAAGUGAAGGAUCUACCUGAUGAGUUAAGGCUCGGAUAUGCAAGUUUAGUUCUUGCUAUUGCAGAUAAUGAUCCUGCCAAAGCAUCAGAGAGCUUCAGGGAGCUUGGCAUAGAUACACUAAAGUUAUGUGAAAUGGAAGAAAUUGAAAUGCUUAAGUUGGCACAGACGAUGUUUGAUACAAAGCUACCACCAGGUGUAAAGAUGCUACAACCUUUUUCAGAGGGAUCAUCAAUCAAAAAAAUUAGUGUGCGGGCUUUCCCAGAGGAACUUUUUUCUGUUCUUCGCACUGUCCAUCUGUUGAGAGGACUUAGUGUGGGUCUUGGAAUCAACUACUCGUGUGCAGAGCAAUGGCGACCCAUUGCAGAAGAAGCCUUGUACACUGCAGGCAGAUUAAAAGAUAAAGACUACAGGAGUAAAGCACGAAGACGUGGCUUUUUCAGAAGUCUGCUAUGGAGGAAUUAAUUGCUAUCGCAGGAAAUUUAGUCAAAGAUCCAGAUUAUUAGCGCUAGUCUUCAUUUUCUUUUCUUUUUGGUUCCUGAUUUGGGAUCACAGAGUUUUACUAAUCGCGCAUUGAAGUUUUGGCAUACAGAAAUUAUUUAAGGCCCGGCUCUGAGUGGCAGAAACAUGAAGUUUUAGGCAGCCUAAUACAGAAUGAUCCCAGGGACAUUUUCCGCAAUCAUUGUUUUACUAUUGAACUGUUAUUAAUCGACAAGGCAUUACGUAUACUCCAA
Molecule: messenger RNA, 1968 nt
Organism: Daucus carota subsp. sativus
Lineage: Eukaryota; Viridiplantae; Streptophyta; Magnoliopsida; Apiales; Apiaceae
Exons: 12
Coding region: 254-1699 (481 amino acids)
Biological process (GO): protein phosphorylation
Molecular function (GO): protein kinase activity; ATP binding
Source: RefSeq, a predicted model, not a curated record